AUGGACCACCAUCCCAGCACUCCUACGCGGCCUCCCGAUUACUCCCUUCCCGCCUAUGAAGAUGAAGACACACCCGGCCAUGGAAGCGGUGUGAGGCUGCUGACCUCUAUGGAUGAUCCUCUUGACAGCCGACAGUAUGUGACUCGAACCUCUCCCACCAGGGAGCCGCUCGCAUCGGCAAUGCAGCCCGAAUCCCCUGUUCCUUUGCCUCUCUCUCCAGGCGGGCGUGUGCUGUCCCAUCCUUCUUUCACUGGCCAGUCGCCAGUCCGCACGCCAGGAAGUUCCUUGGCCGAGCUGAGGAGGAAGCCCGUAGACGGCUCUCCUACCGUAAAGCUUCAGAAGAAGAACAAGCCCGAACACAUCUUGCAAGCGGAGAUUCUCCAGAGCCUACCCACUCUGCCCGACGGGCCGUCUCGCAGGAAAAGUCUCCUUCGCGAACAGAGAACAGGCAGCCCGGUCCGCCCGAGAGCUGCUAUGUCAGCCAGUGGUCUACAACCUCCUUCCGUGGCUUCUUCUCACUCCAGACCCUCUUCAAUCCUCGAUCCGCCGAGCAUGCCCCCGCCAGAUUCCACCUAUGUGCCGUUUCAACGAAGAGACAGCAUCGCCAGUUCCCGAGGCUGGAGCCCAUCGCGGAUGUCUGGAAGCUAUGCGCGCUCUCCUCCGUCGAGUGUUCACUACGAACCUUCAGAACUCAAUGGAUCGCCACGUCCGGGAACACCCUCAUCCAGAUACGGCGGAAGCCCUCGGCGGCCAUUGCCUCCCGAGCCCUUGUUCUCGACCGGAGCGAGGAACUCUGCUGCCUUCGCCGAUGACGCUACUGUCUCAAUACCUCUCGAUGGAGAUCACGACGACGAUGUCUUCGGUCCCGAUCGUGAUUAUGUGGAGUCGCACCACCAUGACUAUUACGACCAUGACCACCAUGAUCACUAUGAUCACCACGACGACAAUGACCACCAUGAUCAUCAUGACUACCACGACUACCGUGAUCACCACAACCAUGACCGAGAUUCGUAUGGGAGGGACUCUCAAACAACUCUGAGCGGAGCUGGCCACGGGGACGAUGACGAGUUUAACGAAAAGGUAUCGCACUACGGACCCGCCCCCGAGGGCGAGCAGGAACGUCGUGGCGUCAGGGCCCCUCAGACCUCCAAGAAGGAAGUCCAACUCAUCAACGGCGAACUGGUGCUUGAGUGUAAGAUCCCCACCAUCCUCUACAGCUUCUUGCCGCGCCGCGACGAGAUCGAAUUCACCCACAUGAGAUACACCGCCGUCACCUGCGACCCCGACGAUUUCGUCGACCGCGGGUACAAGCUGAGGCAGAACAUUGGCCGGACGAUGCGCGAGACGGAGCUGUUCAUCUGCAUUACCAUGUACAACGAGGACGAGUUCAACUUCACCCGUACCAUGCACGCCGUCAUGAAAAACGUAUCUCACUUCUGCAGCCGCAGCAAGUCGAGGACGUGGGGCGAGAACGGCUGGCAGAAGAUUGUGGUCUGCAUCGUCUCCGACGGCCGAGAGAAGAUCCACCCGCGUACCCUCGACGCCCUAGCCGCCAUGGGAGUCUACCAGCAUGGCAUCGCCAAGAACUACGUGAACCAAAAGGCCGUCCAGGCCCACGUGUACGAGUACACCACCCAGGUCUCUUUAGACUCCGACCUCAAGUUCAAGGGCGCCGAGAAGGGAAUCGUGCCGUGCCAGAUGAUCUUUUGCCUCAAGGAAAAGAACCAGAGGAAGCUCAACUCGCAUCGGUGGUUCUUCAACGCCUUCGGUAAGGCCCUGAACCCCAACGUGUGCAUCUUGCUCGACGUCGGUACUCGCCCCGGCACGAACUCGCUGUACCACCUUUGGAAGGCGUUCGACACCGACUCCAACGUCGCCGGCGCUUGCGGCGAGAUUAAAGCCAUGAAGGGCCGCUUCGGCGGCAACCUGCUCAACCCGCUGGUGGCCUCUCAGAACUUCGAGUACAAGAUUUCAAACAUCCUCGACAAGCCGCUGGAGAGUGUUUUCGGUUACAUUACUGUGCUUCCCGGUGCGCUCAGCGCUUAUCGGUAUCACGCUCUUCAAAACGACGAGACCGGCCACGGGCCCCUUAGCCAGUACUUCAAGGGUGAGACGCUGCAUGGUCAGCAUGCGGAUGUGUUUACUGCAAACAUGUAUCUCGCCGAGGACAGAAUUCUUUGCUGGGAGCUCGUCGCGAAGCGACAAGAGAGGUGGGUGCUGAGAUAUGUCAAGAGUUGUACCGGAGAGACAGAUGUACCGGACACUGUUCCCGAGUUCAUAUCCCAACGCAGACGUUGGCUCAACGGCGCCUUCUUCGCCGCCGUCUAUUCCCUCGUUCACUUCAGGCAAAUUUGGAACACCGACCACACAAUCGCACGCAAGAUCCUCCUGCACAUUGAGUUCCUCUACCAAUUCCUGCAACUCCUCUUCACCUACUUCUCUCUCGCCAACUUCUACCUCGCCUUCUACUUCAUCGCCGGCGGUCUCGCAGACCCCACCGUCGAUCCGUUCGGUCACAACAUUGCGAAAUAUAUCUACACGAUUCUACGGUACACCUGCGUUCUGCUCAUCGCCACUCAGUUCAUCUUGUCUCUAGGUAAUCGGCCGCAGGGUGCUAAGAAGCUCUACCUGACGAGCAUGAUUGUCUACUGCGUUAUCAUGUUGUAUACGACGUUUGGCUGUAUCUACAUCAUCGUUCGGCAGCUCACUAAGAAAGAACUCGACGAGGACGGAAACGAAAUCGGCCUAAAGCUCGGCAGUAACGUCUUCACCAACCUCGUAGUCUCCAUCGCCUCAACAAUCGGCCUCUACUUCCUCAUGUCCUUCCUCUACCUCGACCCCUGGCAUAUGUUCACCUCCUCGCUGCAAUACUUCCUCCUACUACCGAGCUACGUCUGCACGCUCCAGGUCUACGCCUUCUGCAACACACACGACGUCACCUGGGGAACCAAGGGCGACAACGUCAUGAAGACGGACCUCGGCGGCGCCGUCGGCCAAGGCUCGACGGUCGAACUCGAGAUGCCAUCCGAGCAGCUCGACAUCGACAGCGGCUACGACGAGGCCCUCCGCAACCUCCGCGACAGGCUCGAGGUGCCGCAGACGGGCAUCUCGGAGGCACAGCUCCAGGAGGACUACUACAAGAGCGUGAGGACCUACAUGGUCGUCACGUGGAUGAUCGCCAACGCCAUCCUCGCCAUGGCCGUGUCGGAGGCGUACGCGGGGCGUGUGAUAGGAGACAACUUUUACGUGCGGUUCCUGCUCUGGAGCGUGGCUAGUUUGGCGCUCUUUAGAGCUUUGGGGAGCACGACGUUUGCGAUUCUGAAUGCCGUUAAUAUGAUUGUUGAGGGUCGUGUUAGGAUGAGUUUGAAGGUACCCGAGUGGGUGGGCGGGUUGGGGAGUAAGAUGUCGGAGACUAUGAGUAGCAUAGGGAGUAGCGUGAGGAGGUGA
Scedosporium apiospermum is the source of this 3447-nucleotide messenger RNA. Its product is annotated as Chitin synthase 2. Gene Ontology annotation, molecular function: chitin synthase activity. Gene Ontology annotation, cellular component: cell septum; cell periphery. The transcript has 3 exons. The record is from RefSeq and is a predicted model, not a curated record. Lineage: Eukaryota; Fungi; Ascomycota; Sordariomycetes; Microascales; Microascaceae. The coding region runs from base 1 to 3447 and encodes 1148 amino acids.